Messenger RNA from Copidosoma floridanum, 1881 nucleotides. RefSeq lists its product as uncharacterized. The record is from RefSeq and is a predicted model, not a curated record. NCBI's taxonomy places the organism in Eukaryota, Metazoa, Arthropoda, Insecta, Hymenoptera, Encyrtidae.
AUGGUUGCCGAGGAAUAUGCUGAGAGCGUUGAGCACUGUCACGCCUGGAGUAACUCCCAGAUCGUGCUUCACUGGCUCCGAUCAUCGGAGCCGACAAACAACUCAUUGAUCGACAGUUACGUGGCUCACAUCCAGGAGCUUCUGCCCUCCCACGUAUGGAGAUAUGUUCCGACGGACUCUAAUCCAGCAGAUGUGGCGUCCCGGGGGACGGAUCUGUUCAUGCUUCAGCAAAUGCGUGCUUGGUGGGAAGGCCCUUCUUGGCUCGUGGGCCUUCUUGACUUGUGGCCAGCCGAAAACGCAAAGUUGCCUAGCUCCUGCAACCCAGUCACCGACGGUGCCCUCCAAUCUUGUUGUGCUGUUCAAUGCACUACGCCAAAUCUGCUCGAGAAGUUCUCAGACCUUGGCCAUCUCCUACGCUUCCUCGCUCGACUGCGUCGCUGGAUCCGUCGUCGGCUACGUCGAGAUCCCGCUCCCUCGCCUUUCGCCCCUCUGACGACGAUUGAGCUGCGCGAUGCCUACCUCGCCUGCGUCCGCCUCAGCCAGCGACAAUUCUUCGCGCUAGAGAUUGCGAGCUUGCAAAAGGGCGGCCGUGUCCCUGCAAAAAAUCCACUGCUGUCUCUAGACCCGAUCUUCUCCAAUAACGUCCUUCGAGUUGGCGAUCGUCUCCAACAUUCUGCGCUCACCUUCGAUGAGCAGCAUCCGCCAAUCCUUGACAGCCGAUGCAGCCUCGCUCGGCUCAUUAUCCAGUGUGCUCAUGCUCGUGCUCUUCACGGAGGAGUCAGUGUCACCAGCACUUAUGUGGCUCGCAAGGCCUGGAUUGUUGGCGGGUGGCGGCGAAUCAAAAGCAUUCUCCAGGGAUGCGUGGUCUGCGCCCGACUGCAGGCGCGGCCUGCCACUCAACACAUGGCACCUCUACUGGCCUCACGGGUUACUCCUGCUCGAGCUUUCUCUCGCACUGGAGUUUACUACGCUGGCCCAUUCAACAUUUUGUCUGCUAAGGGCCGAGGCAUCCGCACAAGCAAGGGCUACGUCGCGAUCUUCGUCUGCAUGACCACCAAGGCGUCACACCUUGAGAGCGUUGGUGAUUUCUCUACCGAGUCAUUCAUUGGAGCGCUCACAAGAUUCUGCGCCAGGCGCGACCGUGAAAUUCGCGAGGCUCUCCAGGAUGCCGAAAUAAAGUGGGAGCGUGUUGCUGGCUCACUGGCUGAACAAGGCGUCACGUGGCACUUCAUUCCUCCACGGGCGCCCCACUUUGGCGGACUAUGGGAGGCCGGUGUCAAAGUAAUGAAACAUCAUCUCUGUCGUGCCCUUGGACCGCACAACCUCACCUACGAGGAGUUUUCCACCGUUUUGGCCAGCAUCGAGGCGGUCCUCAACAGCCGCCCUCUCACUCCAUUCACCGGAGGCUUAGAUGAUCAGAAAAUCCUCACCCCUGGACACUUCCUCGUCGGUGGCCCGUCGAAUUCUGUGCUUGAGGCCAGUACCCCGCCCGAGAAGCUCGAUCGCCUAAGUAACUGGAAGCUGGUCCGGGGAAUCCGAGACCAGUUCUGGAGCCGCUGGAGCCGCGAGUACUUGAACACGCUCCAACAACGACCCAAGUGGAAGGUCCCACAUCGUAAUUUCCAGGUUGAUGACGUCGUCGCGGUGGUGGACGCCACGCUCCUCCAGUCUAGUGGCACGUGGCCACUCGGUCGCAUCAUCUCGGUUCAUCCCGGACCCGACGGGCUCGUUCGCGCCGCCACCAUCCAGACCGCCACUGGUGAAUACACCCGUCCCAUCAGCAAGCUCUCGCUACUGCCCGUCCGAUCGCCUAGUGCCGGCGACGCCACCUCUAAAGACCCUGUGGCCGAAUCUGACCCUGGUACGGUGGGCGGAGACUGA